Penicillium olsonii is the source of this 849-nucleotide messenger RNA. NCBI's taxonomy places the organism in Eukaryota, Fungi, Ascomycota, Eurotiomycetes, Eurotiales, Aspergillaceae. The record is from the annotation of a GenBank genome assembly.
AUGACCAAAGUAGCUCUCAUCACUGGUGGCACAAGCGGAAUCGGCUUCGCGGUCGCCGAGGCUUUGAGUAAAACCGGGCUCUGGCAGGUCAAUAUAAUUGGCAGUGAUCAAGAAAAAGGCACGAAAGCAGCCGCUUCUCUCCCUCAAACCACGUUCUACCAAGCCGAUGUGCGGAACUAUGAAAACUUGGCGACCACUUUUGAUCAGAUCUUCAAUGUCGGUCGGCGUCUGGACUUUGUCUUCGUGAACGCCGGUAUAGCAGGUUACGAUGACCAUUAUGCCGAACAAUCAGACACCGGGAUUCCGCCCAAGCCCGAUCUUUCGGUGGUCGAUAUCAAUAUGAACGGGGCUCUGUAUACCAGCUAUCUUGCGAUGCAUUACUUCCGUCGCUCUCCGGAAUCCACCAAAGGCGACAGACAUAUGGUUUUCACCUCCAGUAUAGGUGGACUAUACCCAUGCGCCUUGGGUCCGGUGUACUCCAGUACUAAGCAUGCGCUCAUUGGAUGGGUCCGUUCCACUGGCCCACGACUUUGGAAAGAUGGCAUUCGGGUCAACGCUAUUUGUCCAGGUGUUGUCGGGACACCAAUACUCGAAAACGAUGCUUUUGAAUCAUUGUUUCCCCGUGAGAUGUGGGUUGACAUGCAGCUUGUGACUGAAACCGUGUUGCGUUUGCUCUCUUGUACUGAAAUGGUGGAUGGCAAAGGAAUGCGCGUUGGUAGCGACGAAAUGCACUCUCGGGCGCUUCAUAUUUCUGGUGAUACUUUCUUCUUCAUCGAGAUGCCCGACUUCCAUGAUGAAGCAGCACCAUUCACAUGGAAUGCCAUGAUGUAUGGAAAACUCAAUGUUUAG